CGCACAGAGUAUGGGAUGGCGGUCUUGCGCUCAGCACAGUCCAUGCAUUCAGCCAUUGCUGCCAUGCAACGCUUCUAUGGCCUUAAUGUCACCGGGACACUGGAUAGGGACACCAUCAGCUGGAUGAAGAGGCCCCGGUGUGGCGUCCCGGACCAGCUUAAGGAUGCGCCCGGCUCCAGCUCUCGGCCUCGCAAGAGGCGCUACGCCCUCACAGGCCAGAGGUGGCAGCGCACUCACAUCACCUACAGUCUAAAGAACUUCACCCCAAAGGUGGGUAACCAGGAGACCCACGCUGCCAUACGCCGGGCGUUCGACGUGUGGCAGGGCGUGACGCCGCUGCGCUUCGAGGCCGUGCCGUACAGCGCGCUGGAGAGCGGUAAGCGAGAGGUGGACAUCACCAUCAUCUUCGCCUCAGGUUUCCAUGGUGACAGCUCCCCCUUUGACGGCGAGGGGGGUUUCCUGGCCCAUGCCUACUUUCCCGGCCCGGGCAUCGGUGGGGAUACCCACUUCGACUCGGACGAGCCCUGGACCCUCGGGAACCCUAACCAUGAUGGCAACGAUUUGUUCCUGGUGGCUGUACAUGAGCUGGGUCAUGCUCUGGGCCUGGAGCACUCCAAUGACCCCACAGCCAUCAUGGCGCCCUUCUACCAGUACAUGGACACUGACAGCUUCAAACUCCCACACGAUGACCUGCAAGGCAUUCAGAAAAUAUAUGGUCCUCCAGACAAGAACCCGCAGCCGACCAGGCUCCUGACAACAGCUGCUCCCCCUCGGCAACUGCCGCCCUCGGACCCCCGCAAACCGGACCGCCAGAGCCGACCGCACCGCCCACCGCAGAAGACCAAGACCACCAACCAGAACUCCAAGCCCAACAUCUGCGACGGUGGAUUCAACACUCUUGCCAUCCUGCGAAAAGAGUUGUUUGUGUUUAAGGACCAAUAUUUCUGGAGGGUGCGAGAUAAUUCUGUGGUGCCAGGGUACCCGAUGCAGAUCAGCUACUUCUGGAGGGGACUGCCUCCCAAGAUUGAUGCUGUCUAUGAGAACAGCGAAGGGAAAUUUGUGUUCUUCAAGGGCAAUCGGUUCUGGGUGUUCAAAGACACAACCUUGCAGCCUACGUAUCCUAAGGAUAUUUCUCUGUUUGGUACUGGGAUGCCCACUCAAAGCAUCGAGACGGCGGUGUGGUGGGAGGGCGCAGCUAAGACGUACUUCUUCAAGGGGGAUAGAUACUGGAGAUAUAAUGAGGAUUUGAGGACCAUGGACCCUGGUUACCCCAAGCCCAUUUCCGUCUGGAAGGGCAUCCCAGAAUCCCCUCAGGGAGCUUUCGUGGACAAAGCCAAUGGCUUCACGUACUUCUACAAGGGGAAGGAGUACUGGAAGUUCAACAACGAGCGGCUGCGCGUGGAGCCGGGCUACCCGCGCUCCAUCCUGCGGGACUUCAUGGGCUGCGACCACAUCCCCAUCGACCCCGAGCUGGACUGGGCGCCGCCGCCGCUGCCGCCCCAGCUGGAGGAGCACCACUACGACCCCGAGGACAUGGACAUCAUCGUCAAGCUGGAGAGCACGGGCGGCACCGAGAAGGCGGUGGCCAUCGCCAUCCCCUGCGUGCUGGCGCUGGCCAUGAUGGUGCUGCUCUUCACCGUCUUCCGCUUCAAGAGGAAGGACACGCAGCGCCACAUACUGUACUGCAAGCGCUCCAUGCAGGAGUGGGUGUGA
Messenger RNA from Engraulis encrasicolus (European anchovy), 1713 nucleotides. It is a transcript of the gene mmp16b, whose product is annotated as matrix metallopeptidase 16b (membrane-inserted). Gene Ontology annotation, cellular component: plasma membrane; extracellular matrix. The transcript has 9 exons. The record is from RefSeq and is a predicted model, not a curated record. Gene Ontology annotation, molecular function: metalloendopeptidase activity; zinc ion binding. Gene Ontology annotation, biological process: collagen catabolic process; skeletal system development; proteolysis. The coding region runs from base 16 to 1713 and encodes 565 amino acids. NCBI's taxonomy places the organism in Eukaryota, Metazoa, Chordata, Actinopteri, Clupeiformes, Engraulidae.